AUGGCCCGUUUCGGGUCUCAGGUGACUUCGAGGGACCAUGACCCCACAGUCAGCGCCCCCUUUCCCUGUACAAGGAGCUUGGGUGGCGGUGAGAUCCGGGGCGGGACAGCGCGCAGACGGCCCCCAGUAGCGCGCCCUCCCCGGGGCGUCCGAGGGGACAGGAUCUGGGGCGCGCGCGCGCGGGAUCGGCAGGGGGCGCGCGCACGAGGCCGCGCGCGGGCGCAGCUCUUCCAAAGGGCGGCGUCCGGGAAGCCCGCGCCUCCGGGACUCGGAAGUGGCCAGAGAGGGGUUUUGGGAGCUCGUGGCGAGCGUGAACGUCGCCGCCGCCCGGGACAGCCCGGAGAACAUGAAGAGGAACUGGACCAGGAAUUUGAGCUGGAGCCUGACCCUUUUUUUGGAGGAUUAAAGAAGGACCCGACUGACUUUGAGUGGAGCUUCUGGAUGGAAUGGGGAAAGCAGAGGCUGGUGUGGCUCUUCUUUGGCCACAUGGCAGUGUCUCAACUGGCCACACUGCUUGCAGGGAAGCACAGACCCUGGAUUCUCAUGGUCUAUGGAAUGUGGGCCUGCUGGUAUGUGCUGGGGGCCCCAGGUGUGGCCAUGGUUUUCCUCCAUUCCAUCAUCGCCUUCUGUGUGGCCCAGUUCCGGUCGCUGCUCCUGUCAUGGCUCUGUUCUCUCCUCCUGCUCUCCACCAUGAGGCUGCAAGGUGUGGAGGAAGUUAAGAGGAAGUGGUACAAGACGGAAAAUGAGUACUACUUGCUACAGUUCACACUGACUGUUCGCUGCCUUUACUACACCAGCUUCAGCCUUGAGUUCUGCUGGCAGCAGCUGCCUGCCUCAAGAGCCUCCUACUCCUUUCCCUGGAUGCUGGCUUAUAUCUUCUAUUAUCCUGUCUUCCACAAUGGGCCCAUCCUCAGCUUUCCAGAGUUCAUCAAACAGGUGCAGCAGCCGGAGCUCUGUUCUCUGAGGGACAACCUUUGUGUCCUGGCCCAGGGCCUGGGCCGCCUGCUCUGCUGGUGGGGACUGGCUGAGCUGAUGGCUCACCUCAUGUACAUGCAUGCCAUCUACAGCAGCAUCCCACUCCUGAGGACAGUGUCUUGCUGGACCUUAGGAGGACUGGCACUGGCCCAAGUGCUCUUCUUCUAUGUGAAGUACUUGGUGCUCUUUGGUGUCCCAGCUCUGCUCAUGCGCCUGGAUGGACUCAAGCCACCACCCCUCCCCCGCUGUGUGAGCACCAUGUUCAGUUUCACGGGAAUGUGGAGGUAUUUUGAUGUUGGACUACAUAAUUUCUUAAUCAGGUAUGUGUACAUUCCACUUGGUGGGUCCCAGCAUGGUCUGCUGGGGACGCUGUUUUCCACUGCAAUGACGUUCGCGUUUGUGAGCUACUGGCAUGGCAGUUACGACUACCUCUGGUGCUGGGCAGCACUCAACUGGCUGGGAGUAACUGUGGAGAAUGGAGUCCGGAGGCUCCUGGAGACCCCCUGCAUCCAGGACAGCUUGGUGAGCAGGAUUCUUGCUUGUUUGUAG
Castor canadensis (American beaver) is the source of this 1524-nucleotide messenger RNA. Lineage: Eukaryota; Metazoa; Chordata; Mammalia; Rodentia; Castoridae. The record is from RefSeq and is a predicted model, not a curated record.